This is a messenger RNA of Letharia columbiana, 1215 nucleotides long. RefSeq lists its product as uncharacterized. Lineage: Eukaryota; Fungi; Ascomycota; Lecanoromycetes; Lecanorales; Parmeliaceae. The record is from RefSeq and is a predicted model, not a curated record. Gene Ontology annotation, molecular function: hydrolase activity. The coding region runs from base 1 to 1215 and encodes 404 amino acids. The transcript has 3 exons.
AUGCUCAUAACUCAAUGGCUGGUCCAUUGCGCCCUGGCCUUUGCUACCACGACCUUCUCCCAGCACAUUCAAUCCCAAUUAAAUCUCGGACUCGAGCAGCCGGUCGGGCUCAAUGACUUUGAGCUAAGCAAGAAUGCGUUGUUCUCGCUACAUAAAACUCUGGUCAACAUUGAGUCCAUCUCAGGCAAUGAGCAAGCCGUUGGAGAAUUUCUAGAAUCUUACCUCAGAUCUCACAAUUACACAGUCGAGAGACAAAAUGUCGACCCUCUACCCACAGGCUUACAGCACUCCCAAGCAGGAGAGCUUAGAAGGCACAAGCAGAGAUUCAAUCUCCUAGCCUACCCUGGAGAAAACCGGCAGACUCCAGUUCUACUGUCGAGCCAUAUCGACACGGUUCCUCCACACUACGGCUAUGAGAUUCACAGGCAUGAUCAAAUAUUCGGCAGGGGAAGUGUGGAUGCCAAAGGUUCCAUCAGUGCACAGAUCUAUGCGACUCAAGAGUUGCUCGCUUCUGGAGAAAUCUCCGCUAAUGAUGUCUCCCUUCUCUUCGUUGUUGGGGAAGAGACAGGGGGCGAUGGAAUGAGAAAGGUCAACGACCUUGAGAUGGAAUGGCAGACCGUCAUCUUCGGCGAACCGACAGAGCUCAAACUCGCGACUGGACACAAGGGUAUUAUGAUCUUGACGAUCAAAGCCCACGGAAAGGCUGGACACAGCGGAUAUCCAUGGCUUGGCCAGAAUGCAAACCACAUGCUCAUGCCUGCUCUAAUUACUUUACAGAAGUUGGCACUUCCAAGCUCCGAGAAGUACGGCAACAGCACAUUGAAUAUCGGCCACAUGUCAGGUGGGGUUGCUGCCAACGUAAUCGCUGAAGAAGCCUACGCAAGGAUUGGUAUUAGGAUUGCUGCUGGAUGCCCGGAAACUGUGAAGAAGUUGGUAUCAGACGCUGUAAAGGCGGUGGACGAGGACCUAGAGCUUGAUUUCAGUGACGGCAGUUAUGGGCCAGUAUACAUUGACAGUGACGUGGAAGGGUUCGAGACCGUUUCAGUUAAUUAUGGAACAGAUAUACCGAACCUCAAGGGGAAGCACAAGCGAUAUCUUUAUGGUCCAGGGAGUAUCUUGGUUGCUCACUCAGAUCACGAGCAUCUGAAAGCUAGCCAUCUAUUGACAGCCGUGGAGGGCUACAAGAGGCUUGUGAGGUCUGCUCUAAAGUCGUGA